GCCAUUGGCCUGACGCGGGUCGGCAGCAGUUUCCUCUGCUCUCCCGGUCUGCAGUUUAAAUACCCACCAGGAAGGAAGUGAGGAGUGUACGUGGCUCAGCCCUGUGAGAUGGCUGCUGUGAAUGUAAAUCUGACUCCAGGGCACUCCUAUAACUGCUAUGAGCUGCUGGCUUGGCUCAAUGAGUCACUACAGACAAGCUUCACCAAGGUGGAGCAGGUAUGCACAGGUGCGGCAUACUGCCAGUUGAUGCACUGGUUGUUUCCUGGCUCUCUGGACUUGUCCAGUGUCCGCUUUCAAAGCACAGACAGGGUGGACGUCAUUCACAACUACAGUCUACUGCUGGGUGCCUUCAGAAAAGCCGGCGUGGUCCGAUUUAUCCCCGCAGAUGCGCUGAUGAACAGGAACUCGGCGGCGUCUCUGGUGUUCCUGCAGUGGUUUAAGCUGUUCUUUGACACCAACAACAGUGGCAGGGAGUACCACGCCUUACAGGCCAGAGGAGGCCAGAGCAUCGUUCCUGCAGACUCAGCUCUCGGCAGCCUUUCCAAUAAGAAGCCGCGUCAGAAGGCGGAGAUCAUUUUUAAGAUGGAGGGCAAAACAGAGGAUGGAGGGAAGAAAGAAAAAGAGAAAGAGCAUUCAAAGGGAAACACAGAUGACAUUGUCAUGAUAUCUGACGAUGACGAUGUGAUGGAGGUGCUGGUGGCAAAAGGGCCAGUGAAAACACAGAGGAAGCAUGAAAAAGAAGAUAAAGAGAAGGAGGAGAUGCAGAUGAAAAACAGAAAAACAGCGUCAGAUGAGCAAGACAAAGGGAGGGGUUUUCACCGCAGUCGUACGUUGAUGUGCUUCAUCAGCAAGUAUUUGAGCGGCGAAACAGACACAAACCCGGACUCACAGGACUGUCCUGAGCCGAGGCAGGGCUCCGUGCCUUUCCUCUCUUCCAUCUUGAGUCCCAGCCACCCAGCAGACAUUGUCUCGGCCUGCUCAGACACACCUUUCUGCCUCUACCUGUACAUGGAUGUGGAUCUGGGUGGGGGGCAGAGCACUAACGUCAUUGUGAUUGGCUACUUUGACCAGCACUCAGGGAUGAAGGUGUUGAGGCUGCUGGACACCCUGCAGUCCAAUGCAGACACUAACCCAAAUGCACAAAAGGGAAUAGCCAUCGGUACUGACAUCCAUGCAAGUAAAGAAAGGCAAAGAGCGUCUGCACAUUCACACGCCCUGAUACAGAAGCUGCAGAACUUCGGCAUGCCUCUGAGCAACCUCGCUGUGUUUUACUGUAAUGCUUCACAGCCAGGGCUCAGCCAGGAGUUUGUAUACCAGCUCCGGGCUUUCAACAGCGGGUUUGUGUCUCUCUGCGGCCUCCCUGAGCUGGGAACAAGAGCCUGCCACACCGGACUCACGGCCUCGUUCAGCUACGUGAUCGACCUGGUCAAGGACGUCCUCCGUCACUGUUCCACCUUCCCCCCACGAAACAAGCGGCUAAAAGAGAAAUUUACCAGCGCAGCAAUUUACAACUCGUCGCUCCCCUUUUCUGCCCAGUCGAUCCUCAUCAUGCGCACCAUGCAGAAGAUGUGUAGCCUGUGGAAUGAUUUGGUGGAGCACUUCAGCUCGCUGGGGCAAGAGGAGAAUGCUCGGAGGAUAUGCGCACAACUGAAGGACCCUAAAAUCAGGCUGCACUUCCUGUUCCUGGUUCAGACACUGGAGUCCCUGUGCACCUUCCAGGAGGUGCAGCAGUGGGGGUCAUCUGACGUGGCUGCGGACCUCCAGCUGGCCUCCAUGCUGGCCAGCUCCUACACCUCGCGCCUCCUCCGGCCCUCCACCGCCGAGCGCUUCCUCAGGAGGCGGGACCUGGCGCUCCUCCACAACGACAACGAGCUGCUCCCCGACUCUGAGGUGAACGUGGGUGUUGAUGCCAGCAACUUCCUGGCAUCCACAUCAGAGCUGGACGAGCACGACAAGAGAGACUUCAUGAGCGAUGUCGUGGCUUUCUUCAAAGCUGCGUUGGAGAGUAUGACGGACAGUAUUCCAGAGCAGCUCAGCGACCAGGCAUUGAGGAACAUCGCCACACUGCUGAAACCGUCUGGCAGCGUACCUGUUCACAUGUUUUCCAGUCGUGCGGUGGUGGAGCUGGCUGGUCAGCUGGGCCUGUGCAUGCCAGGCUCUGCAGAGGCACAGCAGCUGUCAGACGACUUCUCCCACUACCUGCCGGUGAUGGCAAGAGAACAGACGAGUGGAAGAGAAGCCCGUUACUGCUGGACUAAGGUGUUGCACGGCAUGCCGAAGGGCUCUGUCCUGCACAGACUCUACCUCACCCUCCUGGCACUGCCCCGCUCUCUACACAGGGCCGAUGUGUUCACUGAGUUAGUCCCCUGCAGCCUCAAGGAAACCCCCAAAGCCUCAGCAGGACAGAAGGCUCGGAGGUGGGCAGGGAGGCUUCACCCCCACAGGAGGACAAAGCCUGGCAGCAGGGCAGCGUGUGAAAAGGACAACAAGAAAGAGAAAGAGGAGGAGGAGGAGGAGGAUAGCUGCUCGACGGACGACAGCGACGACUGGCAGUCUAAACCGUAUCGACCAGUCCCAACCAGAGAUGCCAGGAAUGUGGACGCCUCUGACGCCAUGCGGCUUUCCUCUGUUCGCCCAGCUCCACAGGCAGAGUCGAUACUCAUUGAGGACAGUGAGGAAGAGGGCGAUGACGUGGUGUUCACUUGCGCAACAACAGCAGAGUCAACUAAAGAUAAGGAGCGACCUUCAUGUUACAAGGAUGGCUGUGGUUUUGCGGAAGGCGGGCUGGUCUGGGGCAUGCUGCAGGAGUUCUCUCCCUGGCCAGGCAUCGUCAGACCCUUGAAGGAGAAAUGUCAGGUUCCAGAAAUGAGGCUGGUGGAGUGGUACAGAGACGGGAUGUGCUCUCUGAUCAGCACACAGGCUCUCCAACCGUUCUCUGCCUUCGCCCGGUGUUUCUGUGCCAACUCCUUUGCCAAACUCACCACCUACCGAGACGCCAUCUUCAAGUCGCUGCAGGCGGCGGCUGUGAAUUAUAAGAUGAAGUUUCCUGACUGCAGCGGGGACAGAGAGGAGCAGCUGAGGCUGAUGUUAGAUUGGGCCUUUGGAGGUUUCCAGCCCUCAGGGCCAGACGGACACAAACCACCACCCACACAUGAAAAUAAGAGGCCGAAGAUGAGGAAACAGCGCUUCCUGAAAACUUCUUCCACUCCCUGCUCCUCCAGCUCCUCCACCCCGACAAGCAGAAAGAACUAUGACGCUGCUUUUGGGCUGAAAGAAGUGUCUGUGUCUUUAAAAAAACUGUCUUUCGACCACUCAGGCAAAUUCACUCACAGUCUGGAGAGCGAGGGAGGAGAGAAAAAAGUAAACAGAGAGCAAACAUCGUGGGAAGAAGGGAGUGGGCUGGUGGGAAGAAGGUGGGGAGGAGGAGGAGGAGGCAGGGGGAAGAUGGGCAGAGGCCAGAAGAAAAAAAGCAGUCUUCUCUGUGAGUUUGAUGACGACCAGUCGCCAGACUACUUGCCUUCGGACAGGAAGAGGGCCUUCCCCAGAACCUACAACAAGGUGAAGCAGCAGGGCAGCGUCUACACCCAGCCGGACCAGAAACACAGAGAGGAGACCAUAUAUAGGAUCAUGGACCAGAAACUGGAUAUCGAAGCUUUCUGCCUGUGUUGUGGAACCGAGGACAUUGAGAUAUUCCACCCGCUGUUUGAAGGCAGCCUCUGCUUGAAGUGUAAAGACAACUUCACAGAGACGCUGUAUCGUUACGAUGAAGAUGGAUACCAGUCCUACUGCACCAUCUGCUGCUACGGGCUGGAGGUCAUCCUGUGUGGCAACGACAGCUGCUGCAGAUCGUACUGUCAGGACUGCCUGAACAUCCUGGUCCGUCCGGGUACGUUUGAUUCGCUGAAGGAGAUGGACCCGUGGAUCUGCUACCUGUGUCAGCCCCACAGACCUCACUUCGCUCUGAUUCCCAGGGAAGACUGGAGCAUACGAGUCCAGGAGUUCUUUGCCAACAACAGUGCCAUGGAGUUUGAGCCGCAUCGUGUUUACCCGUCCAUCCCUGCCAACCUGCGCAGACCCAUCCGGGUGCUCUCGCUGUUCGAUGGCAUAGCAACAGGCUAUCUGGUGCUAAAGGAUCUGGGUUUCAAAGUGGAAAAGUACAUCGCCUCGGAGAUCUGCGAGGAUUCAAUCGCUGUGGCAAAUGUCAACCACGAGGGGAAGAUUAUCCAGGUCGACGACGUCAGGUCCAUCACCAAGGAGCACAUAGAGGAGUGGGGACCAUUUGAUUUGUUGAUCGGCGGCAGUCCCUGUAACGAUCUCUCCAUCGUCAACCAUCUCAGAAAGGGCCUCUACGAGGGCACCGGCAGGCUGUUUUUUGAGUACUACCGGAUCCUGAACCUGCUGAAGCCCAAGGAGGACGACCCCAGGCCGUUCUUCUGGCUGUUUGAGAACGUCGUCUUCAUGAACAUACACGACAAAGUCAACAUCUGUCGCUUCCUGGAGUGUAACCCGGUGCUGGUGGAUGCAGUCAAAGUUAGCCCCGCCCACAGAGCCCGGUACUUCUGGGGCAACAUCCCCGGGAUGAACAGGCCCAUCACAGCUUCCCAGAAUGACAAAUUGAACCUGCAGGACUGUUUAGAGAUCGGCAGACAAGCCAGGUUCAACAAAGUGAGGACGAUCACCACCAACUCCAACUCUCUGAAGCAGGGCAAGAACGUCUCUGUGCUGCCCGUCAUCGACAACGGCAAGGACGACAUCCUCUGGAUCACCGAGCUGGAGAAGAUCUUCGGUUUCCCCAAACAUUACACCGACGUCAGGAACAUGAAUCGACAGCAGAGGCAGAAGGCGCUCGGAAAGUCGUGGAGCGUGCCGGUCAUCCGCCACCUCUUCGCUCCCUUGAAGGACUAUUUUGCCUGUGAAGAGCUUCCUCCCAUGUCCGCCACCUCCUCCUCCUCCUCUUCAUCCUCCUCCAUCACUCCCAACAUCACCAUUUCCUCCUUAAACCCCGCCAGCACCUCCUGCUCUCCAUCCGUCACCCCUCCCAGCACCUCCACAUCCUGCUUAAACACACCCAGCAUCUCCACCAUCUCUCCCUCCACCUCCACCUCCGACCCUCCCAGCUCCUCCUUAAACACAGACGCCAUCCCCUGCUCCUCCUCCAACGUCCCCUCCUCUGUCAUAUCUACCUCCCCCUCUGUGACUUUACCUGCUCCUCCUGCAUUACUCUCAGCUCUUCCACAUCCUCCUCCAGCACCUCCGUCGCCUGCUCUGGCACACCAAACACCACCACCUCCUCCUCCAUCGUCACCCCCAGCAUCUCCCCCUCAUCCCCAGCCUCUCCAGGACUGAAGGAGCUGAGAUAGAUGGCGUUGGUUUUGUUUUUGAACGCGUGUGAAGACAAGGCGUGUUUUGAAAAGAUGGACAUCCACAAAAUCUGCGAAUACUCUGUUUCACUCCUCGCCUAUUUCUUUUCAUCCUUCUCCUGUUUUCUCCCUUCUGCAUAUUCUGUCUUUCUCCUCCCUCCACAGCUGGGGGUCGAUGUUUAAGAGAUUAAAAGUUAAAUUCUUACAGCCCCUUCAUACAAAAGACCUUAAGACCAUAACUUAUCUCUGCCAGAAUUUGUGCAGGAGAAAAGUAUCAGUUUUAUUGCAAUUCCUACUGGCAGCAGAAAUCGCUAAAGGUUGGAGAUUUUUGGGGAUUUGUAGUGGAAGUACUUGUUUGAUAAGUAGUUGGACCUCUUAAAUGAACUGAGUUGGGAAUAGAAGUAGUUAAUGAGAAUAUGUUAGCUGAAUUUCUCAGAUGUGGUACAGGUUUAGGCCACAGAUACCAAGAACUGAGUAUUGGCACAAUGUUUUCCUGGGAUGCUGAAAACAUCAUGUGUCUUGUCUCCAGGAGAAAGCCAGAAUUUGAUUUAAUGUAGUAUUAGUUUUACAAAGAGAUUUUUUUCCCCCCCAAUUUGUCAGUGUGUAGAGCAAUUGGGUUUUCCUCAACAUUUUCUUUAUAAUUGUCAGUUUCUGUAUUUUAUUCAGUUUAAAACUAAUGAGUGCUCAUAUCUGCACAUGGACCAGCAGUCGUUUUGGUUUCCGCCUCUUCGCCGACUCCUCCGUCCAAACUCCUGCAUCCUCUUUACACCUUUUUAUCUCUCUCAGCUCAGGGAACCGGAAAGUAAUGUACUAUAGUGUCUUUUAUGUUUAUUUUUAGGAGGAAUUAUAUUUAAAAAUCCAAUUGUAAUAUUAAGUUGGAUGUUGUUUUAUUGGCGGUGGUGUGUGGAGCGGCUCUCUGGCCUCUGUGUGCCUGCAGAUACUCGUGCACUGACACUUUGACACCAGCAAAACUGUGAUUCACCAGCAGACCGCUCAACGUUUCUGUGUUUUUUGUGUUAAAUCAUGAAAUAGUCGCACUGAUGACUGUUAAGCUGCUGAUCAAUAAUGUGAUAAAUCAUGGGAAAAUAUGAACACUGUCAUAAUAAAUGCUUUAUUCAGCAUAUUCAGAAUAUGAAAAAUCCAGUUACAGUUUUGUCAACUAAGGAGUUAAGUCAUUGCUGCUUUUUAUAAAUAAAUACCAUUUAUUGGUUUUAAUUAUUUCCUUAUUUCCAUUCAUUUGUUAGUGUAGUUUCUUAAAUGUGAAUAACUUUGGAGCAACACUGUUCAUAUUCACUCAAGUCCAGGUUCAUAUGUGUAUUAUUGAUUGUAUUGUGUGUUAAUGUCACCAUAACAUGUUUACCCAAAUCACUGAACCUGUUACCUCAAACACACUGACCUCGGGAAAAUAUUUCAGUUG
This is a messenger RNA of Myripristis murdjan (pinecone soldierfish), 6777 nucleotides long. RefSeq lists its product as uncharacterized. The transcript has 27 exons. NCBI's taxonomy places the organism in Eukaryota, Metazoa, Chordata, Actinopteri, Holocentriformes, Holocentridae. Bases 109 to 5346 code for a protein of 1745 amino acids. The record is from RefSeq and is a predicted model, not a curated record. Gene Ontology annotation, molecular function: DNA (cytosine-5-)-methyltransferase activity, acting on CpG substrates; DNA binding; protein binding. Gene Ontology annotation, cellular component: nucleus. Gene Ontology annotation, biological process: negative regulation of transcription by RNA polymerase II.